AUGGAGUAUUGUAUUAUCGAUACUCUUCUCGGUUACCAGCAGUUCUCGAUAACUAAUGUGGUUAUAAGUCUCUUUGUUUUUGUUCUCUACUAUUUGUUAGUAUGGAGACCAAGUACAAAAUCUUCUCUUAAGAUGAAAAAUCAAGCACCGGAACCAGCUGGUUCUUUGCCCUUUAUUGGUCAUCUCCAUCUAAUGAACCGAUCCAGCCCACAACACGUUGCUCUGGGAGCCAUGGCUGACAAAUAUGGACCAGUUUUCACUGUUCUUAUCGGUGUACAUCGUGCACUAGUAGUGAGCAGCUGGGAGGCAGCAAAAGAAUGUUUUACUACAAAUGACAAGGUCUUUGUCUCUCGACCACGUCAAGCAGCAGGGAAAUAUAUCGGUUACGAUAAUGCCAUGUUAAGUUUCGCCUCUGAUGGAAAAUAUUGGAAUGAAAUUCGUAAAAUAAUGAAAACUGAACUUCUUUCCAAUAAUAGGCUCGCGUUGGUAAGAAAUGUAUGGGAGUCUGAGAUUGCUACAUCCAUUAAAGUACUAUACGAUGCAAACUGGGGUGUUGACAGAAUCGAAGGAGCUCAACGAGCUCCAGUUUUGGUCGAGAUGAAGCAAUGGAUUGGUGAUCUAACCCUUAAUAUGUCUUCUAAGAUGAUUGCAGGGAGGAGAUGCUUUGGUGAUGCUACCGACCAAGAAGCAGAGAAGUGCCAAAAAGGAUUAAGAGACUUUGUUAAAGUACUGGGUCUGAUUACGCUGGGGGACAUGAUACCGUUUCUUGCAUGGUUGGAUUUGGAUGGCCGCGAACGAGAGAUAAAGAGUGCUGGAAAAAAUCUGGACCAUAUAUUAAGUGGAUGGCUGGAAGAACACAAAGCCAAAAGAUCACUCUCGUGCUCAACAGACGAGAAGGACUGGAUGGAUCUGAUGCUGUCAGUGCUCGACAAAAAUCCGAAGCUAAAUCGUUCUUUUGACGCAGAUACCAUCAACAAAGCUACAUGUCUGGGUCUACUGCAGGGUGGUAGCGUCUGGACAAUGUUUACUGUACUGUGGGCCGUUGCUUUACUAGUAAAUCAUCCACAUGUGCUGAAGAAGGCUCACGAUGAGUUGGACAUCCAUGUUGGCAAAGAAAGACAAGUGGACGAAUCCGAUAUCAAGAACCUCAACUACAUCCAAGCUAUAUUUAAGGAAGCGAUGCGUCUAUAUCCAGUGUCUAUGCGUCUACUUGAAUCCAAAGAGGAUUGCAAUGUCGCCGGAUACCACGUUCCAGCAGGAACCCGAUUAAUCGUGAAUACUUGGAAGAUACUACGUGACCCACGAGUCUGGUCAGACCCAUCAGAAUUCAGCCCUGAGAGAUUUCUUACUAGUCCUUAUAAAGACACGUAG
Molecule: messenger RNA, 1371 nt
Organism: Papaver somniferum (opium poppy)
Lineage: Eukaryota; Viridiplantae; Streptophyta; Magnoliopsida; Ranunculales; Papaveraceae
Product: cytochrome P450 82C4-like
Exons: 2
Coding region: 1-1371 (456 amino acids)
Biological process (GO): defense response to other organism
Molecular function (GO): monooxygenase activity; iron ion binding; heme binding
Source: RefSeq, a predicted model, not a curated record